ACUGUUUAUUUUUCUGAAAUUUACAAUUCAUUUCAUUGAGCUUGCAUUUUCCAAAUCUCCUGUGCUAUGUUAUGCCGUCUAUGUCUAAAAGAAUCUCUUUGCUUUCUGAAUAUUUUUGAUUCGGAUGGCAUAAAAUUCGACAUCGCCGAUAUACUCGGGCGUCACUUUUGGUUUAAGCCCCGCGGUGAUGAUCGAAUGUCCCCAGCUAUUUGCACAAUGUGUUGGUCGAAAGUAUAUAACUUCCACCAAUUCUAUGUGACUAUAGAACAGGCGCAUUCUAUGCUUAGCGCUAGUAACGUAGAGAAAGAGUUUGUCCAUGAAUACGUAGGCAAUGAGUUUAUCGACAAUGGCGUUGUUAAGGAAGAGUUUUCUGUUACCAAUUGUUCUAUGAUUGGCAAGCCGUUUGGAAAAGAAUCCGUGGGCACUGAGUUUAUCGAAAUCGACGACUGUGCCCAAAAGUUCCGAGAAAUUCCUUGCUCCAGAAUAGGGAAACGGAAUGAAUCCAUGGAUCUUGAGUUUUCCAAAGUCGAUGUUAAUUCUUAUGACUUUUGCGAAGAUCCUUACUCAAAUGACGCAGCGCAAAGUAAUCAACAUAACUUACCCGAACAAUUUUCUGAAAUAGAUAUCCGUGACGAAGAAUGCGAUAAACUAAACACCGAAGACGAUGAACAUUUUAGUUGUUUCUCAGAAGCUGAUAAAAAUCGAAAGGGAGUUACAGCCACAGAGAAAAAAGUAGUUAAGUUGCGAAAUCAAUGUGCUCCGAAAACUACGUGUAAUGAAAAAAAAGAAAUAUCUGCAGGUACAUCUUUAUCGCAUUGUGAUACACAGAAAACUGCACUGUUACCAAAAAAGUCUACAGAACCAAAAAAAAAUCGAAAGAGACUUACAACGACGAAGAAAGAACUUCCCAAGUUGAGAGAAAAACGCAAUUUGAUUGAAAAAAGCAAAAUAUAUACAGAUGGAUCUUUAUUGAAUAGUAAUGCUCAAGAACCUGCCCUACAGAAGCCUCCAGAACUUGUUUCAGAUGCAUCCUUAUUGUAUUGUAAUCCACAGGAACCUGAACUGCAUAAGAAAUCAGAACAUGUAAACGCAUCUUUAACGAAUUGCGAUACUGAGAAACUUUCACUGCAGGAAUCUACAGAGCCGGUUAUAGGUGCAUCUUUAUCGAAUUGUGAUGCACUAAAGCUCCCAAAUAAGUAUACAAAGACUGCUACAAAUUCAGAGAAACUUACAAUGUCACAGAAAAAACUUGCUGAGUUGCGACUUGCUGAGUUGAGACAAAAGCGUGGUAAAAUCAAAUGUAAUGAAGAUGAACUGGUAAAAAAAUACAUUUCAAUGAGCUGUGACGUAUGUAUUUUCGAUUGCGCAGACUUUGAAACUCUGAAAAAGCACUAUCGGUUAGAUCAUCCAAAUAUAAAACCAUAUGUCAAAUGCUGUAAUAGAAAAUUUCUGCACUCGUUGUCAAUUGUACAUCACGCCCAUAAACACGACGAUCCUGAGAUUUUUAAAUGCCAAGAUUGUCAUAAAAUUUGCGCUGAUCAAAAAGGUCUAUCGCAGCAUGUGGCGGACUUCCAUGCACCAGAGAAAGAUAAAAUAUUUACCUGCGAUCUAUGCCCAAAAAAGUUUGCACGGAAAAGGAGGCUGGAAAUCCAUCAAAACUUACAUACACCUAUGAACGAGCGAACUUUCAUAUGUGAGCAGUGUCCCAAUCGUCGGUAUUUUAGUAAUGCCUUGUUGCGAGCUCACAUAGGAAAGGUCCAUCGUCGUAAAUCUUUUUUUGUUUGUCAUGUUUGUGGCAAAGAGAUGAAAACGAAAGCCUUUUUUGAAAAGCAUGUGCGCUUGCAUUUUGAAGAAAGCGGUCCGAAGGUCAAGUGCACAUUUGAAGGUUGUGAUAGCUGGCUUAAGGACGAGGAUAAUUUGCGCCUACAUAUCCACAGGCGUCAUUCCAAAAAUAAAGAUAAAGUUUUUACAUGCGAAGUAUGCGGAGGAGAGUAUAAAAGUAGGGCCGCUAUGACUAGCCACAUGCUGCGCGUUCAUCCCAAAAAGACAUAUCCUUGUGAUAUAUGCAAUAAAAUUUUCAAAACAGCAUGGAGGCUAAGGGAACAUAUGGCCCAGCAUACCGGUGAAAGAAACUACAAAUGCGCAUUUUGUACGUCUACUUUUAAUACGAACGGAAAUUAUUACACACAUCUAAAGAAUUUGCAUACUGUUGAAUAUGAAAAUUGGCGAAAAAAUGAUCUUAAAAAAACAAACACUACAAGUGUUCUAAGAUUAAAAAAGAUAGAAGAGGCUCAUUCUAAACUUAGUGCUAGUAAUGUGGAAAAGGAGUUUGUCCGGGAAUACGUUGGCAAUGAGUUUAUCGAAAAUGACCUUGUCAAAGAAGAGUUUUCUAUUACGCCCAGCUCCACAAUUGAGCCACAAAAGGAAUUUGCGGAUCCUGAGUUUAUCGAAAUCGAAUACAAUGCUGAAGAGUUUUCAGAAGCGCCUUGCUCCGGAAUAAGGAAACGAAAGGAAUCCGUUGAACUUGAGCUUAUCAAAAGCGACGUUAACGCAAAAGAGCUUUCCGGAGAUCUAUGCUUGAGUAUCAGUAUAAAAAAUGAACAAAAUAGUUCAUUUACCGAACUAAUUGCUGAUAUAGAUGACAGUGACUAUUUAAAUGAAGAAUACGAUAAAUUAAGUAACGAUGUGGAACAUUUAAAUCGUUCAGGAGAUGCACAGGACCCUGCUCUAUUAACAAACACAUCUGUUAAAAAUCGAAAGAGACGUAAAACGACAAAGAAAAAACUUCCUAGUUCGGGACGAAAACCUUUAAAAGGCUCAUAUAAAGAAAUAACAAAAUACACCGACAUGAGACCAAAUUUUGUUGGCAUCAAUUCCGGGCACGUAACAAUAGCUUCUUUUGACGAAGUACUUAUCUGGCAUUAUAAUACACCUAAGAGCGUCGCUAAUUUACAUGGUGCAAAGACGCGCAAAGAUAAUCGUUUUCACAUAGACGAUACACCUACCGGUGUCGAAAUGGCCAAGGACUUAGUUAUCGCUACAGGCGGUAGCAGCGCGGAUAACAAAGGCUACAAGCCGCAUGCCAAUGUAGAUCCUAUCUGCACGCUAGCAAUGUCCGAAAAAAUAUUAUUGGUGGCACGCGAUUCGGGCGUUGUAAAUGAGUAUAGUGUUCCGAACGUAGCGCUACGCAAUCGUCACAAGCUCAAUUCAAGACCCUAUAAAAUGGUUAUUAAUUGCAAUUCUAGCCGUGCAGCGGUAAUCGAUGAUGCUGGUAUCAUGACUUUGCUUGACUUGGACGAUAAUCGCGAGUCACAAUUGAACUUUAAUCGCGUUGAACGUAAGGAUGUAUGGGCCAUUUGUUGGGCCAAAGAUAAUCCCUUGCUACUCGCUUUAAUGGAGAAAACGCGCAUGUAUGUGUUUCGUGGCAAUGAUCCUGAGGAACCUAUUUCUUGUUCCGGUUAUAUUUGCGCUUUCGAAGAUUUAGAAAUUACGAGUGUCCUCCUCGAUGAUAUAAUAAGUGGCGAUGAAACUCAGAAUUCCAUCAGUCAUAUUAUACAGUUGCGUGUUAAAUCAUUGCGUGAUACCGAUGAUCUGCUCCAGCACGUGGGCUUGGAAGAUGCUAAGCAAUUCAUCGAAGACAACCCACAUCCACGUCUAUGGCGUCUAUUAGCUGAGGCGGCAUUGAAGAAACUCGAAUUGGAUGUGGCCGAGAAUGCAUUCGUUCGCUGUGCAAAUUAUCCGGGAAUACAGUUGAUAAAGCGCUUGCGAAAUAUAUCGUCGGCCAUGUUGCAAAAAGCAGAAGUGGCAGCCUUCUAUGGCGAGUUCGAAGAGGCAGAGAAAUUGUACAUGGACGCAGAUAGAAGAGAUUUGGCAAUAACUCUGCGUAUAACGUUGUGCGACUGGUUUCGUGCCGUGCAGCUGUAUCGAAUGGGAUCCGGCGUCUCAGAUCAGCAAAUGGAAACAGCUUGGCCGUGCAUUUUACAAAUCUGUGCUAUGUUGUGUCGUCUUUGUGUAAAAGAAUCUCUUUGCUUUCUGAAUAUCUUUGAUUCGGAUGGUAUAAAAAUGGAAAUCGCUGAUAUACUCGCGCGUCACUUUUGGUUUAAGCCCCUAGCUGAUGAUGGAAUGUCCCCAGCUAUUUGCACAAUGUGCUGGGCAAAAGUAUAUAACUUCCACCAAUUCUAUGUGACGAUAGAACAGGCGCAUUCUAUGCUUAGCGCUAGUAAUGUGGAGAAAGCGUUUGUCCUUGAAUACGUAGGCAAUGAGUUUGUCGACAAUGACGUUGUCGGGGAAGAACUUUCCGUUACCCUUUGCUCCACGAUUGAGGAAGAAAAAGAAUUCGUGGACCCUGAUUUUAUCGAAAUCGACGACAGUGCCAAAAAGUUGGCAGAAGCACCGUGCUCCAGAAUAGGGAAUCGAAAUGAAUCCAUGGAUCAGGAGUUUAUCAAAAUCGACGUUAAUGCUAAAGAGUUUCCCGAAGAUCCUUGCCCAAAUACCUCAAUACAAAAGGAGCAGAAUAAUUUAUUUACAAAACUAGUUCCUGGAAUAGACAUCCGUGGCGGCUUAAAUGAAACAUGCGACAAAUUAAACAACGAAGACCUUGAAUAUUUAGAUAAUUCAGCAGAUGAUUCUUGCUCAGGUUGUGGUGCACCGGAGACUGCUCUAUUAAUAAAAACGCCUUUAAAGGCUGGUAAAAAUCGUAAAACAGUUGCAACUAUAGAGAAAAAAAUGCCUAAAUUGAGAAAAACCCGCAUUGUGAAUACUGAAUGCAAAGAAAGAAAUAAAAUAUCUUCAGAUCGAUGUAAUGCACAGGAUCCUCCAUUAACGACAAAUUUCAUGGAACCUGUUAAAAAUCGAAAGCGUAUUACAACGUCAAAAAAAGGGCUUCCGCAGUUGAGAGAAAAACGUAGUUUGAAUGAAAUAUUUGCAGAUUUUUCGAAUCAUGAAACUCGGGACACUGCACGGGAUAAUUCUACAGAAUCAUUUAAUGAUUUAUCUUUAUCUGAUUGUGAUCCACUGGAGCCUGAACUCCAGAAGUUUGCAAUACCGAAGUCUACAGAAUCUGUUAAAGACGCAUCUUUAUCGAAUGAUGAUACACACGAACUUGCCGUAAAGUCUAAAAUAUCUGCUAAAAAUCGAAAGAAACUGGCAUCAACCGAGGAAAAACUUGCUAUAUUGAGAGAAAAACGUGGUAUUAAAGCCAUGUGCAAUGAUGAUGAGCUGGUAAAAAAAUACAUUCCUAUGAGAUGUGACGUUUGUAUUUUCUAUUGCGACGAGUUCGAAAUUCUUAAAAACCACUAUCGGUUAGAUCAUCCAAAUAUAAAACCAUAUGUGAAAUGCUGUAAUAGAAAAUGGUAUUCCUGGUUGUCAAUUGUACAUCACACCUAUAGACAUGACGAUCCUGAGUUUUUUAAAUGCCAAGAAUGCCAAAGAAUUUGCACUGAUCAAGGAACUCUAUCGCUGCACAUGAUUGACUUCCAUGCACCAGAGGAAGAUAAAAUCUUUAACUGUGAUCUAUGUCCUAAAAAGUUUGCACGGAAAAAGAGGCUGGAAAUUCAUCGUAAUUUACAUAUACCUAUGAACGAGCGCACAUUUAUAUGUGAUCAGUGUCCAACUAGUCGGUUUUCUUCUGAUGCCUUGUUGCGAGUUCACAUUAGAAAUACCCAUCGCCGCGCAUCUCUUGUUUGUCAUGUUUGUGCAAAGAAAAUAAAAACCAAAGGUUUGUUUGAAAAACAUGUGCGCUUACAUUUUGAAGAAAGUGGCCCGAGGGUUAAGUGCACAUUUGAAGGUUGUGAUAGCUGGCUAAAGGACGAGGAUAAUUUACGUUUACAUAUUCGAAGGUUUCACAACAAAAAUAUAGAGAAAAAAUUUACAUGCGAUAUAUGUGGAGGAGAGUAUAAAAGUAGGGCAUCCUUUACCGAUCACAUGCGGCGCGUUCAUCCCAAAAAGACAUUUCCUUGUGAAAUAUGCAAUAAAAGUUUCAAGACUGGGUUGAAUCUAAGGGAACACAUGGCCCAGCAUACUGGUGAAAAAAACUACCAAUGCCGGUUUUGUACGUCUACUUUCAAUGUAACCGGAAAUUAUUAUUCACAUCUAAAGAGACAUCAUUCUGUCGAAUAUGAAAAUUGGCGAAAAGAUAAUCUUACAGCAAACAUUAGAAAGUUAAGCGAAAUAUAAAAUUGCUGAAGCAUUGCUUAUUUCAUAGAAAGCAGUUCUGAAGUGGUCGGUAUUUUAUUUUAAGAGGACUAAAGGUGCGGUUAAACGUGGCAAUGCAAGCGCUUUUUCAACGCAUUUUACUGUCAAAAUGCGAAAUCGAAAGUCUACUUUCCCGUGUAAACAGCUGGAAAAUUCUUUUUGUAGAUUUGCAGAAAUCACUUUCGGAUAUAAAAACUGCAAGUUGUAACUGCAACUGAAAUUAUGCAAAUCCCUUCCGAGAAAUAAUUUCUACUUGCCUGUGCUGCACCAGCAAUUUUAGUUUUUGCCGCAAGUGCUGUCAAACCAAUCAAGUGUUGCCGUGCGACGCGUUUUUUGGCGAAUUUGUAUAAAAUUAUAAAAAUGUCGAAUAAAAUAUGAAAAAUAUGUGUAAUUCAUUUAUUCUA
Rhagoletis pomonella (apple maggot) is the source of this 6596-nucleotide messenger RNA. RefSeq lists its product as uncharacterized. Gene Ontology annotation, cellular component: nucleus. NCBI's taxonomy places the organism in Eukaryota, Metazoa, Arthropoda, Insecta, Diptera, Tephritidae. Gene Ontology annotation, biological process: regulation of DNA-templated transcription. Gene Ontology annotation, molecular function: protein binding; zinc ion binding; DNA-binding transcription factor activity, RNA polymerase II-specific. The transcript has 17 exons. The record is from RefSeq and is a predicted model, not a curated record. Bases 67 to 6174 code for a protein of 2035 amino acids.